Sarcophilus harrisii (Tasmanian devil) is the source of this 2208-nucleotide messenger RNA. RefSeq names its product transmembrane protein 263. Bases 196 to 585 code for a protein of 129 amino acids. NCBI's taxonomy places the organism in Eukaryota, Metazoa, Chordata, Mammalia, Dasyuromorphia, Dasyuridae. The transcript has 3 exons. The record is from RefSeq and is a predicted model, not a curated record.
GGCUCCACGACGCCAUUUCCGCUUCCCCGCCUCCGGCCUCUUUCCGCUGGGGCCUAAGAGGGUGUGAGGGAGGAGCGGAGCUGGGGAAACGGGAGCGCGACCAGCCCCCGGGCUCCGCCCCAGCCCCAACCCGGCCCUGCCCGCCCUGGCCAACCCUCCUCUGCCGGCGCGGCGACCCCGCCCCGAGCGCCCAGCAUGAAAGAGCAGAGCCUGGAUGAGGAGAUGGUAGAAGAGGAUAUGGAGACCCCCAUGGAAGAGUUGCCGCCACCCCUGCAGGAGAGUCCCCUCGAAGAUUCACAAAAGGCCCCCGGGCAGCUGGAAGAGCAGGGAGGGGUGAUCUGGAGGAUGACGGGGGGCCUCUUCAGCAUCACCAAGGGCGCUGUGGGGGCCACGCUGGGUGGCGUUGCCUGGGUGGGCAGCAAGAGCCUGGCGUUCACCAAAUCGGCCGUGACCACAGUGCCCACCGCGGGCAUGGGGCUGGUGAAGGGCGGCGUGUCGGCCGUGAGCAGCGGCGUGGGGGCCGUGGGCUCUGCUGUGGCCGGGAAAGUCCCUUUCACUACCAGGAAGAAGGAUAAGGCAGAUUAAUCUGGCGGAAGAGCCGGAUCCUCGUCCUCCCCAGGCCUCCCUUCAUCCAUCAGAUGGGUCCAGCCCUCCUCUGCCCCAUUCACUGCUCCCCAGGCCAUGCUAGAAGCGGUUUCCUCUGUCCCCCCUCCCACCCCCGCCCCUGCUGGGCCCAGGCCACACCUUGGACACUGUCAUCCCCCGCCUGAAGCUCCGUCUCUCACCGUAGGCAGGGAAGAUGGCUCCCAGGGCCUCUGAGGAUGACCUCCGAGGGAUACGGGGACCAAGGGGGCUGGGUCCUGACCGGGGUCAGCUGGAAAAGCGUCCCACAGCACCAUGGCCGGCCAGAGCUGGGGCGGCUUCUUCUGCCCACCUGGCUUAAACCCCACGUUCUUGCCCCCAGCCACGGCCAGAGCUUCCUUCUCCUUCUGCGUGGGUAGAGCCAGGUUCUCUCCCAGUUCUCCCCAUCACUAGCGGCCUCUAGACAUAGACUCCCAGAAUUCCAGCACUCACAGGGGAUGUCAUCUGAUCCUUGUUGGGAUAAUUGGGGAAACUGAGUCCUCUUGACCCCUCAGGGUGACCUUUUGCGGGAGGCAGGGAACGGGAGCAGCAACCAUGAAUGACCAGGUCUGAAUGGGUGACCACCUCUGAAAGUCAGCCCCCUGAGGGCAGCCCUUCUCAUGUCCUUGAAUCCCAGCCCUUGGUGCCUGGGAAGCGAUUUUUGGAUGGAAUUAGGGGCAGAGCCAGGGCAGAACCCACGUGUCCUACCUCCAAGGCCAGCGCUCCUUCUGCCCUGCCGCCGUGCUCACCCUCGCCCGCUGCCCGACUCGGGCUGAGCGCCUCACCCCGACCCGUAGUCUGCAUGCCCCCAUUCCAUGGUCUCUUUAACCCCAGGGUGAGGGGCUCUCCCGUCCCUCGGGCCCUGGAAAAGGACACUUUCUUCUCCAAACACAAAGGGACAAGGCCAAAACACGCUCCCCCAGGUCCCCCAAUAGCCAUUCUCUGAACAGGGUCGAGAGGGCCAGUCUGUGGAAGGUGGGACUCCCAGUAGAAAUGACCCCCUCGUGGCUACCUUUGUCCUGCCUCUUCUGGCGGACCUCGGGCAGUGGAGAGGCAGGGUUGGACAGGAUUCAGACGUUUGUCUGGUGACCUGAGGCGUGUGGGGAAGAGCCUGACACCCAAAGCCCCCCACUUCCCCCCCAGGACCAUCACCAAGGAAUAUCACCCGAGACUGGGCCACGUGAGGGCCCCCUGGCCUCCCUCCCUCUGGCCAGGUCCCGGGGACCCCAAGUUGGAAGAAGCUCAGAUGUUAACCAGCCUCCCCAGGUCUGAACGAAGACUUGGUCCUUGCUCUCCCCCAGGAGAAGCUCUGGAGGGGCUGCACGCCUGCAGGGGAAGAGCUGCCCACCUACGGAAGGACCCUCUCUGGCACUGGCCGGCGGCCCCCUUCUCGCCCUUCAGCCCCUCCAGAGCACUCAGGGGAGCAGACAAAGCCCUGAGAUCCGCCCUUCCCUCCCUCAGCCCAGGACGGGGGCGGUGAUGGGGCUCUGGGACAACCCGCGGCCUUGGGUUGGGGUGGGCUGGAGGCUUGGUCCAGGUGGGAGGCAUCCGUGUAAUUGUAAUGACAAUAAAGUUUGAAGCUGAGGA